Molecule: messenger RNA, 2257 nt
Organism: Nanorana parkeri
Lineage: Eukaryota; Metazoa; Chordata; Amphibia; Anura; Dicroglossidae
Product: septin-4-like
Exons: 12
Coding region: 205-2079 (624 amino acids)
Biological process (GO): regulation of exocytosis; cytoskeleton-dependent cytokinesis
Cellular component (GO): septin ring; synaptic vesicle; septin complex
Molecular function (GO): GTP binding; molecular adaptor activity; GTPase activity
Source: RefSeq, a predicted model, not a curated record
GUCUUCCAGUAGGAUACAAGCUCUGCACUCUGCAUUGCUUUCCAAGCUAUGUGCCUGAAAGAAGAAUCAGGACACAGAGAGGUAGAGUAACAGACUAGAAUCAGUGACGUAUUCUGGUGUAGCAAUACAGAGGCUGGCAGGAGAAGAGAGAGGUGCAGGAAAACAUACAGACCAGAGCAGGGGAGAUCCCUCACACUGCAGCAAAUGAUCCGCAACUUUCUGCUCAAUGACUCAGAAGAUGAGGAGCUAAAGGAAAUAAUUCGUACGUUUCCUGGAGAAAGCAGCAACAGAGCUCAAGAGCCAAACGAAAAACUUUUCAUAGAGCAGCAAGGCCUGCAGAUAAGGGCCCAAGCAGAGCAACAAGAACAGGAGGAACAGUUCCAAAAGGAGGAGGGCUACUACAGGAAAGAGCAGCAGGAGCAGGAUAGACUUCGCGGAGAACAACAGGAGGAAGAGACUCUACAUAAAGAAGAAGAGGGACUCCGUCGAGAGUAUCAGGAAGAAAAGCUGCGCAGAGAGCAGUGCGAAGAGGAUGAAAAGCUCCGCAGGGAGCAGCAACGUGAAGAGGAGGAACGGCUUCACAGGCAACAUCAAGAAGAGACUCUGCGAAGGGAGCAACAGGAAGAAGAGAGGCAACGCAAGGAGCGUCAGCUGGAGGUCAGGCUUAGCAAGGAGCAGCAAGAGGAGAAAUUCCACAAAGAACAUCUGGACAACAAACUUUGGUGGGAGCAGGAAACUGAAAAACAGUGGGAUCAGCAGAAAUAUCACCGAGAUCUACACGACGAGAGAGUCUUUUAUAAUGAUACCAUGCAGGCCCAUGUAGACCCUGAGCUCCUUUCUGUUAGGCAAAUUAAAGAGGACAUUGAUGAGGGGAAGGACAUAAGCCAGACCCUUCCUGUCUUGCCUCCAGUUUGGGGCUGUCCACCACUGGUACCACCUCCAAGUCCUUCUAGACCUAAAAGCCCAUGGGGAAAACUUGACCCUUAUGACUCUAGUGAGGAGGACAGAGAAUAUGUUGGAUUUGCGACUCUUCCCAACCAGGUGCACAGGAAGUAUGUGAAGAAAGGCUUUGAAUUCACCCUCAUGGUUGCAGGUGAAUCUGGCCUUGGAAAGUCAACUCUCAUAAACAGUCUGUUCCUGACAGAUCUCUAUCGGGGCCGCCAGCUACCAAGUCCAGAAGAGCGGGUAACACAGACGGUGGAGAUCGUGAAGCAGACAGUGGACAUUGAGGAGAAGGGUGUUCGAUUACGGCUGACAGUUGUGGACACGCCCGGUUUUGGAGAUGCUAUAAAUAAUGAGGAAUGCUGGAAACCAGUUGCUGAUUAUAUUGACCAACAAUUUGAGCAAUACUUUAGAGAUGAGAGUGGACUAAACCGCAAAAAUCUCCAGGAUACACGUGUACAUUGCUGUCUGUAUUUUCUUUCUCCGCUUGGACAUGGUUUGCGACCUCUAGAUGUUGAGUUCCUUCAAGCACUACAGGACCGAGUAAACAUUGUGCCAAUUCUGGGGAAGGCAGACACUUUGACACCUAAAGAGCUUAUCCAGCAAAAACAAAAGCUACGUGAGGAGCUGGAUUAUUUUGGCAUUCGAAUCUAUCAGUUUCCUGACUGCGAUUCAGAUCAAGAUGAAGAUUUUAAGAUUCAGGAUAUGGAGUUGAAGAAAAGCAUUCCAUUUGCUGUGAUUGGCUCUAACACCAUUGUGGAAGUCAAUGGGAAACGUGUGAGAGGCCGAUUGUACCCAUGGGGCGUUGUAGAAGUGGAGAAUGAGAAGCACUGUGACUUUGUCAAGCUGCGUACCAUGCUGAUUCGAACUCACAUGCAGGAUCUGAAAGAUGUGACCCGAGAGACCCACUACGAGAACUACCGGGCUCAGUGUAUCCAAAGCCUGACUCAGCGGGUGGUCAGAGAAAGAAACCGCAAUAAACUGACCAGAGAGAGUGGUACAGACUUCCCAAUCCCCAGUGUGCCUCCAUCACCAGACCAUGAGACAAUGAGACUCAUCCGGGAAAAGGAUGAAGAGCUACGGAGGAUGCAAGAAGUGCUGCAGAAGAUGCAGAGACAGAUGAACGAAUCUCAUUAAGCCUUUUGCUGUGCCACUCUACUCAUGUUACCUCAGUUUUCCCCCUGAUAUCUCUACUUUCCGGAAUCAUCAAGCUUAUAUGAUCAAAUGUACAGACCAGGUGCCUGCAGAGGGAAAACAAAACAUGAAUAGACCAAUAGAUAGGUCUAGUAAGCACAUCUCUGGGAUAUAGUAUUUA